AUGGGUAGUAAAAAAAAGAAAAAAAAAGUUUGUUACAAAUUUGUAAAAAAAAAACAUGGAGAUAAUAAUUAUUCUUCUCUUAUCAAUGAAUACAUUGAAAAAGAAAACAAAAUAAAAAUAGAUUUAGAAAAAAAAUCACUCCCAUCACGUAUGUGGGAGAAAUAUGGUCCACUUAGAAAUGCUUUCUGCAAUGUUGAUUAUUCAAGUGUCGUUUCACAUACUGUUCAAAGAGCUAGCAGUGAACAUUUAAGAAAAAUUUUUAACAAAUAUUCCACUAUUGAAAAAGAUGGUCAAAAGUAUAUGACUCAUGAUGAUUUUGUAAAAAAAUAUCUUAAUUUAUAUAUGAGUAAUGAUUAUAAUAAAGAAACUGUUCGCCUCCUAACUUCAGCUAUUAAUGCCUCAAAAAGUAAACUUAUUUCUUUUGAAGAAUUUUGUGCUUUUGAGGCAGCUCUUUGUAAACAUGAUAUUUUGUAUUUGACGGCUUUCCAGUUGUUUGAUAAUAAUUCUAAUGAAUGUAUUAGCUUUAGUGAUUUUGAAAGAAUUAUUAGGCAUACGGCACCUUUAAUGAAAUUUGAAUUUGAUUUUGAUUCUGAUUUUAUUAAAAGGUAUUUUGGUGAAGAUAAAAAAGGAACUCUUGAUUAUUAUGCUUUUUGUCAGUUACUUCAUGAUUUUUAUGAAGAACAAGGAAAACAGGCAUUUAAUGUUUAUGAUAAGACAAAAGAAGGUGCAAUUUCUGCUGAAGAUUUCAGUAAAAUAAUGACAACAAUAAAGGGAUAUCUUUUGACAGAAUUUGUUAAAAAUAAUCUUAUGGCUAUUGCUAGUGGUAACAAUAGUUCACAUAAAGUAAGAUAUUCAUUUUAUGCUGCAUUCAAUUCAUUACUAUCAAAAAUGGAAUUAAUUAAAAUUAUUUAUCUUUCUCUUGCUAGGGGUAAUUUAAAUCUUGAGGUAAGUAAAGAGGAAUUUCUCCGAGCAGCUCAGUCAUUUUCUCAUGUAACUCCCUAUGAAGUAGAAAUUCUUUUUAAACUUGCUGAGGUAGCUCAUCCUGAAUCAAGAAGUUUAUGUUUCAGUGAUAUAGAAAAAAUUGAUCCUGAAAGAUUGAAAAGAGUUACAUAUACAUCAAGAUUAGCAACAGACUCUCCUGUCAAUGAAAAGAAGGAAAGAAGUACAUCUACCGCAGUUCUGGAAUCACUUUAUCGUUUUGUUAUUGGUUCUGUUGCUGGUGCAUGUGGUGCUACAGCUGUCUAUCCAAUAGAUUUAGUUAAAACACGAAUGCAAAAUCAAAGAACAUCAUCUAUUAUUGGUGAAGUUGCAUAUAAAAAUAGUCUUGAUUGUUUCAAAAAAGUUGUUAAAUUUGAAGGUGUUCUUGGAUUAUAUAGAGGACUUUUACCACAACUUGUUGGUGUAGCACCAGAAAAAGCCAUAAAAUUGACGGUAAAUGAUUUUGUUAGGGAUAAAUUUACUGAUAAUGAAAAAAUACCUUUAUAUGGUGAAAUUAUUGCAGGUGGUUGUGGUGGAGGUUGUCAGGUAAUAUUUACAAACCCUUUAGAAAUAGUUAAAAUUAGAUUACAAGUUGCUGGAGAAUUACAAAGUGCUGGUAGACAUAUAAAUGUUUUUACAGUAUUAAAAGAUUUAGGAUUUUUUGGUCUUUAUAAAGGAGCACGGGCAUGUUUUCUUCGUGAUAUACCAUUUUCUGCUAUCUAUUUUCCAGCUUAUGCGCAUGCAAAACUUGCUACAGCCGAUAAAGAUGGUCAUAAUAGUUUACCUUCACUUUUUGGAUCAGCUUUUAUUUCUGGUGUUCCUGCUGCUGCUUUAGUUACACCAGCUGAUGUUAUCAAAACAAGAUUACAAGUUGCUACAAAAGCAGGUCAAACAACAUAUAAUGGUAUUUAUGAUUGUGCUAAGAAAAUUAUGGCUGAGGAGGGACCAACAGCCUUCUGGAAGGGUACUGCAGCACGUGUUUUUAGAUCCUCACCACAAUUUGGUUUUACUCUAUUAACAUAUGAACUUCUCCAAAGAGUAUUCCAUGUUGAUUUUCACUAA
Messenger RNA from Strongyloides ratti, 2040 nucleotides. Its product is annotated as Calcium-binding mitochondrial carrier protein Aralar1. The transcript is spliced from 4 exons. Gene Ontology annotation, biological process: L-glutamate transmembrane transport; aspartate transmembrane transport; malate-aspartate shuttle. The record is from RefSeq and is a predicted model, not a curated record. Gene Ontology annotation, molecular function: L-aspartate transmembrane transporter activity; calcium ion binding; L-glutamate transmembrane transporter activity. The coding region runs from base 1 to 2040 and encodes 679 amino acids. NCBI's taxonomy places the organism in Eukaryota, Metazoa, Nematoda, Chromadorea, Rhabditida, Strongyloididae.